GACAGCGCCUCCUGCCCGGCCGGUGCCGGCCGCUGCUGCUGCGUCUGCUGCUGGCGGUGUCUCCCUCCCGAAGUACCGGAUGGUUUGUCGGUGAUAUAUCUGCGAGUGCUUCAGAUUUCUCCUACAAGAUGUGUUCCACAAAUCCAGCCAACUGGGUUACCUUUGAUGAUGAGCCACUCUUCCAGUCACCUCAGAAACUGGUUCAUAAUCAGAGCAGUUGUAAAGCAAAUGGACUGAAACUCAAUCUCUCUACUGUGCAUGAAUCUUCAAGUCGAUCAUCUUCUACAGGUAGCACUCCACUCUCAUCUCCUGUAGUCGACUUCUACCUGAGUCCUGGCCCACCCAGUAACUCUCCACUUACUACACCUACCAGAGAAUACCCAGGCAUCCAGAAGCACGGGAUUCAUGUCCUUUAUCCUAUUCCUGAAUGGCCACCAAAUGCUAACCCUCCAUCACCUGGGGUUUGCUCUUCCCUCGCCUUGCAGAAACCCAGCAGCCUUCUUUUGACUAAUGAUGGUUCAGUUAAGACUUCAUUCUCCAAAUCAGUAGAUGAAGGAAACACUGGUCUGCAAGGAAGCUGUGACAAGUCAGAAGAGUCAUCAGCAGCAGGACAGUUCCCAUACUUCCAGACCGACUGUGGUUUUUCCAGUCCCUUUUGGAAGGAAGGAUGCUCGCUCAGCACAUCACCAGCUAACAUUAAUGUGUACGGGAAGGAUAAAGUACUUGAUAAAGGCACUUGUCAUUCUAAAGAAAAAGAGAUUUGCCAUGAUCAGAAGAGCCUUAACCAGGGCUCCUUCAGCUACAUCUGUGAGAGGCUUGAACACCUGCAAACUGAUGGCUCUGAUGCUGUGGGAGCUCUGCCCGUCUCCGGUUCUCAUGAGUGGCACAAAGAUCCCCCAGCUGUUCCUCACAGCCUGUUCAGGAGCCGGAAAGCUGAUGGAUGGCCGUUCAUGCUGAGGAUUCCUGAAAAGAAGAAUAUGAUGUCAUCUCGGCAAUGGGGCCCUAUUUACCUUAGGGUCCUAGCUGGAGGAAUAUUACAGAUGUACUAUGAAAAAGGACUCGAAAAACCUUUCAAAGAAUUCCAGCUUCAGCCACACUGUAAGCUAUCUGAACCCAAAUUAGAGAGCUAUAAUGUUUCAGGAAAAAUUCACACCGUGAAGAUUGAGUGUGUAUCUUAUACAGAGAAAAGAAGGUAUCAUCCGAAGGUAGAAGUGAUCCAUGAGCCAGAGGUUGAGCAAAUGCUAAAGCUGGGAACCACAGAUUAUAAUGACUUCACUGAUUUCCUUGUAACAGUUGAGGAAGAGCUUAUGAAGCUUCCUACUACUUCUAAGCAAAGGAGAAAUUAUGAAGAGCAAGAAAUGACUCUGGAAAUAGUGGAUAACUUUUGGGGAAAAGUCACUAAAGGAGAAGGAAAGCUUGCAGAAAGUGCUGUUAUCACACAUGUUUAUUGUUUGUGUUUUGUGAAUGGAGGUACGGACUGCUUUCUAACUCUAAACGACCGGGAACUCCAGAAGAGGGAUGAGCGUUACUUUGAGAAGGAGGUGGAGAAGAAAUGGAUCAAUAUUCUUGAUUGCCAUUUCCACAACUGCGUCAAAAUGCAGGAAUUUGAGCAAUUGCGAAUUAUCAAGUUUACACCCCCUGAUGCCUGUAGGCUGGAGCUGAUGCGCUUCAGGACGCAGUAUCAUGGAGAAGACCUUCCAUUUUCUCUGAAGGCAAUGGUAGUAGUCCAGGGGGCAUAUGUAGAACUUCAGGCUUUUAUAAAUAUGUCUUCAACUGCUCUGAUCUCAACACGGUUGCCCUCUGUGAAAUGCUGUGAAAAUGUUAUGAUACACUUUCCAGUACCUGCACAGUGGGUCAAAGCACUUUGGACCAUGAACUUGCAAAGGCAGAAGUCCCUAAAAGCAAAAAUGAAUAGAAGAACGUGCCUUGGAUCUUUACAUGAGAUCGAAUCUGAUCCUGUAAUACAAGUCUCAGUUGGAACGGCAAAAUAUGAGAGUGCCUACAGGGCUGUUGUGUGGAAGAUAGACAGGCUUCCAGAUAAAAACUCAAGUGCAGAUCAUCCACACAGCCUGUCCUACAAACUGGAGCUAGGAUCAGAUCAGGAAAUACCUUCUGACUGGUAUCCAUUCGCCACUGUGCAGUUCGUCAUUCACGAUACCUGUGCCUCAGGGACAGAAGUGAAGUCACUGGGCGUCGAGAGUGAUGUGCAGCCCCAGAAGCACGUGAUUCAGAAAGCUUUUUAUCAUUGCCAGGUUGAAAUUGAAAAGAAGUGGAUUCGGCUUGAUGGAGAAGAUCCAGAUAAGGCUGGCAACUGCUUGAUGCAGUGAAAGAGAACAGCGGGCAUCACUGUAGGGUAUUUACACAGGAAAUUCUAUUGUUAGAAACAGUGCAAUGACCUACUUUCACAUAAAAGAAGUCGCUGAAUAUAUUUUUAAGUGCUUUUGGGUUUGAUUCUGCAAAUCAGCACUCAUUCUAUUGGCUUGUGUUCAAGUCAUGUUCCUGUCAUGGGAAAACUGAUGGACAAGGUCUGCUUAUAAAGGUUUGCAAGAUAUGAGCACUUAUUUGACUGAUCACAAUAUAUUUUUUUCCUGUUGCAUAUCUAUGACUUGGGAACAAUCUCAUAUUCCACAUUGCAACCUAACGGCACUACUCAAAGAGUUUGAGUCACUUGGAUAUAUAAUACUCAGCAAUAAAACCUGUCAGGGCUCUUACAUGCAGACCAGCAUCUGUGUGGAGUCCAGCAGGACCAAUUACAUUUUUUUAGUGAUGCUUGAAAUGCUCCAUCCUCCAUAUUUCUGUUCUCCACAAUUUAUGUGAGCAGAACAAAUUGUAAUAUUAUUCUCUAUGAGAGCUUCAACUAAUGAGUUAGAACCAGGGUGAUUUCACUGGUAAAAUGGGAAAGGUUCUCCUGCAGUAAUAUUCCUCAUUUUUCUGUGGCAGUGAGCGUUUCCUUCCCAGCACUUCUGUCUGUGUCAGCAUUAGACUUUUUUUUUCCCUCUGCUGCAGCAAGUGAGGGGGCAGAUCCUCAGCAAGCAUAAAUCAGCCCAGUUCCAUUUCAUUUGAUGAAGCUCUGAUAAUUUACACCAGCAGAGGGCUUUGCUCACAAAUUGAAAAAUUGGUGACUUGCUACCAAUUGCUCCUUUAGGAUGCAGGGUCCAGAUAUUGCUUUGGAAACUGCAGGAGCUUCUGCACUGCUGCUUGAAGGAGCCUCAAGACAGAGAACAUGUCUUCCCAUAUGUGGGAAGUGAGGUUUCAUCAUGCCACUGGCUGAAGGCCUUUCUGGAGGGAAACAGUGCAGGAAUAGACUAUUACAAGGGAAGUGAAGCUGUGUUGCUUCACCAAAUAGCUACUAACACUUUAUUAAUGUAUUAAUGUCCUAUCAUUGUAAUUUAGGAAGAGUUUCUCCACUUCCUUACAGCCAUUGUUCCUGCAGGCUGUAAUCCCCACUCCAAGAAAAGAAAUACAACAAAUUGAAAAAAUAUUCUUAGCAUGUUUUUAUUUUUUUCCUAAAGUAAUCCUUACUUGGAACAGACAUGUUUGGAGAACAAAAAUACAGUAAUGCACAAAGUUUCACUUUAUAUUUUUCUACAGUUUGUAACUGCUUAUGUGACGACUGUAAAAAUACAGAUAAAUGUCAUUCUGCCAAAGUAGAAAAAUGUGGGAUAUGCACUGAGGAAGUUACCAGUCGGAGGAAACAGAAGUAAUAUGAACGUAGUUCACCACGAUAAACUUUUCUCCCUGCUUGGAAGCUGAGAAUGAGAUGGGUAAUAGAUUCUGUAGUAAGUCCUGGGAGCAGGCUUUUAUGGGUAUUGCAUUGCCAAAGCCGCAAAAAGACUAUGAUGCUAUUUUGUCAUCUUUAUAUUAUCCCUUUUUAUUGGCAGCCAGCUCUUAUGUGGGUCUAGGAGAGGCGCAGCCAGGCUCCACCCCUUCCAGCAGCACAGCUGAAUUGCCUUCACCUGUGCUCCCAUGGCUGACUCUGAUAAUCACCUCAGGUGAUUAUCAGAGGUUCAGGCUGUGAUUCAGCAGCCCCAUACAUUUAUCCACAUGGCACAAUUGUGAAUUUCAGUCUAAGGCUUGCCAGACUGUGUUCGCUUUAGCAGCAAUGGGAUCAGGGACACAGGGAAUCCAUUCCACAAAGAUGGAAUGAAAGAAAGUUAGUGUUUCAUUCAUGGUUUUCACAACAAGUCUAAGGCUGAAAAAUUACCCUCUUCAGUCUCAAACAGGUGAUUGUAUGCCUUACUGUCAGAACACUUGAAAAAUACAAGGCAGUUCAAUGAAAGAAAGUUUGGGUUGACCUUAUUCUCCCCAUCAAAUUCUAACUCCCCUUUCUAUUGCAACAAUCUAAAGCAGAAACACUGGCUUCCCUUUUCUAAUAUUUCUUCUGCGUGCUCUGAUACCACUGAAUAUAACCAGUUGAACAAAUAUUCUCAGUGUUUAACACUUAAUGGCUAUCAUUUUCUAUGAAUGCUAUAGUAGCUGAUGGUAAGUAAACAUACUGGUCUUUAUUGUUUAGAAAUCUGGGCAGUAAAUUGUCUGACUGUAUUCCAGGGUGGGAAUAGUUGCUAUAACAUGUCGAGGUACUCGGUGUCCAGCUGGCAGAAGGACUUGGAGCUUUAAUAGCCCAUGAGGUACGCUGGCAUGGUGCAAGGAAGCAGGGUUUGUGUGUACGUGUAGCCUGCAGCUAGCACCUGCACUCACUGAAAUUCUUCCAACUGUUCUGCUCACUUCAGAUGCGUACACUUCACUAAAAUUUACUGCAGGGCAGUAUUUAGAUGUUACCUGUGUUUCCUUCCCAAAAGAGAAGCAGAGCUUGGCAUGUUUUGUAUUUUAAAUGGAAGUCAAUGAGAACAGCUAUUUUUAAAGCAUCUUCUUUAUUUACAAAGUAUUGCAUUUGCUCAAACUGACAAACGUCUUUGCAUUAAUGUUUCUUAUACUAGUUGUGUUACCGUAGAUAAUACUUGAUAUAAUUUUGGAUUCAAAAACACCCAUUGAAGUCGAUGGAAGUCUUUUAACUGACAAAAUGGGAUCUGCAUCAAAGUCUGUGAGAAUAAAGGAGUGGCAAAAAGAAAAAGAAAUGAAUAGUUGUAAUGGGCAGGAAAAGAAAACACUGUGGAAUAUUCUUGGUGCUGGUCAAUAAGCAACCUGCAACGCAUGCUUAUUCCAACCAGAAGAGAGAACAAAAGAGAUGAAAGGAGAUGUAACUGGGUGUCAAAGCUGAAGCCUUGCAGUGACAGGGACUGAUGCUCUGGCUGCCCCUGGGCAGCAGCUCUUAGAAAUGAGGGUGGUGGUGCACUCCAUUGAAUGUGAUGCCAAGCCACGGUCAUCCUUGUGCUCUAUGUAAAUUGCCCAAAACUCUACAUCUGAAAAUGUGCUUUCACACAUUGCUUCUAGUUGCAUUUAUUUUAUUUGACAGACUUCUCAGCUGCAGAACUGGUGUUCACAUCUCUAUUUCACAUGUAUUUGUCUUUUUUUUGACUAAACACGGUAACUAACUGCUGCAGUUAGUAAUUCUUAGCUGUAAUUUUGAUAACUCUGAAGCAGAGCUGUUAUUCUUAAUGGAAAAUAUAAUUUUAUUUUUGUCAGUUUAACUGUAAACGGAUCAGGCUGAUGAUCUUGUAAUAACGUUUUGUAGAUUGCAUAUUGAUUAAAAAAAUAAAGUUGUAUUUCAAA
This is a messenger RNA of Centrocercus urophasianus (Greater sage-grouse), 5670 nucleotides long. It is a transcript of the gene STON1, whose product is annotated as stonin 1. Gene Ontology annotation, biological process: regulation of endocytosis; synaptic vesicle endocytosis; clathrin-dependent endocytosis. The record is from RefSeq and is a predicted model, not a curated record. The transcript is spliced from 4 exons. The coding region runs from base 129 to 2327 and encodes 732 amino acids. NCBI's taxonomy places the organism in Eukaryota, Metazoa, Chordata, Aves, Galliformes, Phasianidae. Gene Ontology annotation, cellular component: synaptic vesicle; AP-2 adaptor complex. Gene Ontology annotation, molecular function: clathrin-cargo adaptor activity.